Messenger RNA from Anopheles bellator, 1404 nucleotides. RefSeq lists its product as uncharacterized. NCBI's taxonomy places the organism in Eukaryota, Metazoa, Arthropoda, Insecta, Diptera, Culicidae. The transcript is spliced from 4 exons. The record is from RefSeq and is a predicted model, not a curated record. The coding region runs from base 1 to 1404 and encodes 467 amino acids.
AUGUUUCGCCUCGCAGGAACGGUCCUGGCGCUGUGUUCCGUCGCGCUCGUCUCACCGUUGGACGAUACGUACAACAUUGAGCUGAAGCAGAAAGAUGCCGAAGUGUAUCACGAGCAGAGCUUCGGAAGAAACGAGUUUAGCUACGGCUAUCAGGUGGAGAAAACGAACAGUCAGUUCCAGCACAAGGUGAAGGGUCCGGAUGAUGUCACGUACGGGUGCUACGGGUACAUCGAUCCGGACGGGGAGAAGCAUCUCGUGUACUACAUCGCCGAUCGGCUGGGUUACCGAUUGCUGGCACCGGACCAACCGACCAAAGUGUUUACCGAUCGGGUGGCGAACAGUGUGAACAAACUGGACGCCGAGUUGCAGGGCCGCAAGCUGGACGAGAAGGUAGUGGCCUGGAACGAUCUCUACCUUCCUGCGACCUGCAGACGGCUGGACGAGAUCGUCAGCAUCACACCACCGCCGACUCCACCGCCGACACCGAAGGCCACGACUGUCCCGAGUUAUGGAACAAACUCAAUUCGACCCGUCCGAACUGAACGGCCCCUUACGGAGAACAGUAUUGACUCGUUCGGUGGCAUUCAGGUCAACACAGGUCCUUCGGCAUCAGACAUUGGCAGCAGCUCGGGAUCACUUGUCGAGGAAGCACCCGUGAAGGUUCUAUUACCGACCGAUAUUGACGAGAAUGGAACACUUGGAGCUGCCUCUGGAGAUGUGCCAGAGCCGGCAAAGGACGUGCCAAAAAGUGCGAUCGGUGUGAUUGGGAUCAAUCAAGGAGGUUCCAUCGAUGUCUCAAGGUCCGAAGUCUUGGAUAAUGCUAUUGUUUCGUUAUCCACGGCGGCGAACACUUCACCGGAGGCUAAUCUGAUCGAGCCCGUUGGCCCCUUUGGAAAAGGACCUCCAACAACCAAGCCACAGCCAAACAUCGCCGGGCAGAAUCGACCAAAUCUCCAACGACAAGCGCCAGAUUCCGGGUGUGGUGGCCCAGGAACGCCGGCUGAUCGGGAAUCUCCACGGCCAAAGUUCCCAUCCCCGAUGGGCCAGUUUAACGGAUUCGUGUUUCCGAUCAACCGGAACUGUGAUGCCAGUGGCCGCAACACCGAACAGCUGCUCGCCCAAAUGCAGACCAUUAACGAGCUGGUGCUGCAGGUGAGCGAAACUCUCCACCGACUGAUCGGGGACGAUCGCAAUCGGACCACCGCUGGCUCCGACACCUGCGGGCGAGUUUUGGAGCUCCUUAACAUCCAGCAGCCGGUGCCGCUGCUCGUCUACGUGCCCAUCAUGCUGCCUUACCUUGACGGUGGCAUUAAAGGAGCGGAGCCCGGGGGGACGACCCCACCAAAGCUCCUAAUCAACCCCGCCAGCUACGCGUACGCCAAGACGUGCAGCGAGUGUAAAUAG